AUGGUGUUGGGCAUGCCGUGGCUUGCACGGCAUGAUCCUACAAUCGACUGGGAGAAGCGUACGGUCGUACGCUUCAGACGCUGCGGCGCAACAGAGAGCGAUGGCCUUGUUAGUGCAGCGGAUACACCUAACGGUGCAUCCGAAUCUCCUUCAGAGACAGUGGCUCGCGCCGCUGUCUCCGGUCGCAGCGCGAGGAGCGCGCGAGCUGUAACGACCCCGGGAGUCGUUGACAGUAAAAGUGUGUCGAGUCAGGGACCCGACACUUCCAGAAAGUUCUCCGCCGUAAGGCGUCGAGGUGACAACAGCGUGUCGACUCUGGGAGUUGACACGCGCUCGAUAUCAGAAUCGAGAAAGUUCUCCGCCGUAAGGCGUCGAGGUGACAACAGCGUGUCGACUCUGGGAGUUGACACGCGCUCGAUAUCAGAAUCAAGAAAGUUCUCCUCCGUUAGGCGUCGAGGUGACAACAGUGUGUCAGUUCUGGGAGUUGCGACACACUGUUUCACCGUGACGACAAAGCAUCGACUCCGGGAGUCGAUGCGACAAGCAGUACGGACGGUUGCAAACGCCCAGCACUAA
Phytophthora megakarya is the source of this 576-nucleotide messenger RNA. Lineage: Eukaryota; Oomycota; Peronosporomycetes; Peronosporales; Peronosporaceae. The record is from the annotation of a GenBank genome assembly.